AUGAAGGAAGGUGAAUCUGUUUCCGAUUACACCGCCCGUGUGAAGUCAAUCGUCAGCAAAGUGAAGCAGUAUGGGGAGAAAUUUGAAGAGACCAAAGUGGUGGAGAAAAUUCUACGGUCAUUAUUACCAAAGUUUGACUAUGUGGUGGUGUCCAUGGAGGAAGCUAAGGACGUGUCAAAAAUGACGGUUGAUGAAGUCAUCGGUUCAUUACAAGCCAGAGAAGAAAGAAUAAAUAACAUAAAUGAAUAA
Molecule: messenger RNA, 249 nt
Organism: Linum trigynum
Lineage: Eukaryota; Viridiplantae; Streptophyta; Magnoliopsida; Malpighiales; Linaceae
Source: the annotation of a GenBank genome assembly